Brassica napus (rape) is the source of this 810-nucleotide messenger RNA. RefSeq lists its product as uncharacterized. Bases 1 to 525 code for a protein of 174 amino acids. The record is from RefSeq and is a predicted model, not a curated record. The transcript is spliced from 3 exons. NCBI's taxonomy places the organism in Eukaryota, Viridiplantae, Streptophyta, Magnoliopsida, Brassicales, Brassicaceae.
AUGGGUAUCGAAGAAGGCAAUUACAAGGAGCAAAAGGUUCUCACAAGGUGCAAAAGGUCAACUACAGGCGUGAGGAAGCUCCUCACAAGGUGCAAACGGUUCUCUAUCCGCCGCUUCGCUAAUAUUGUUGUGGAUGUGUGGAUACGGAUCCCCUCAUAUCUUCCUGGUUUCUACAUAUGUCUUCAAGGAGACCUUCAAGCUUCCUUCCUUUACAAGAAUGUUACUCUUGCUACCUCUUCCCCACAAAAAUACGACAAUCUCAAAUACCGUGAAGCUCAGGUUCUUAAGGUUUCAGCAGGUGUCUCGGGAGAAGGUAUUUAUGGUUUGAUAGGUAAAGAUAUAACUGAAGAUAUGAAAGAGAAGAAGGAAGUGCGGUUUGGUACUCGUUUUUAUAUCACUGAUUGCAGGGAAAAUACAACUGGUACUAUGAGAUAUGCAUGUGAUGAAGUCACGUUGCGAUUCGAACCAGGUUCCGAGAUGAAGGCGGCUUUGUUUGGGAUGAACCCUAGCUGCGUCAAUUAUUGACCUAACUCCACGUCAUCGCCAGUUCAUUGCCUUUUUUUUUCCUUCUCUUUUGUUUCUUGUGUUUUUCAUCGGAUGAUUGUUACGUUGGAAAAUAUUAGGGUUUUACUUAGGUUUUCUCUCGAAAUAACAAUAUUUUUAAUUGAAUGAUAUUAAAAAUCUUAUAAUGGGAUCGAUAUUCAACUACAAUCAUUAUCAAGAAAUAAAAAUAAUAAUGAAACUCAAAACCAUAAUUAUCUAAAGAAAGAAACACAACAUUAAAACGAAUUAAAGGACAUAACCAUGUUU